Pimephales promelas (fathead minnow) is the source of this 2085-nucleotide messenger RNA. It is a transcript of the gene shisal2a, whose product is annotated as shisa like 2A. The record is from RefSeq and is a predicted model, not a curated record. Lineage: Eukaryota; Metazoa; Chordata; Actinopteri; Cypriniformes; Leuciscidae.
AGCUCGCAGCAUCUCACGUUCAGUUGUCCGCGCGUCUUUUACAGUCGUCACAUCGCUGUUUAUAAUCUGACUGGAGUAACUCUCAGACUACAAAUGACAAUCCAGAGGAUGUGAUAAGAGUCUUCAUGCUCUAACAAGUGGUCGGUUGAGGGUUCGAGUCGCAGGCAGCAUGAACGCGGAUUGCGCGGGAUAUUACAACGCGGAGAACGUGUAUGUCAGCGGCUUCACGUGCCCCAAACCCGACAGCGACGCGCGCGCGACAUUCUGCUGCGGGUUCAAUGACGUCAAAUACUGCUGCGACGAUCCCAACAGCUUUUUCCCAUAUGAAUAUGGAUAUAUGUGGUGGCUUAGUUUGGGAGCUCUGGUUGGUUUGUCUAUUGCUGCUGUGGUGCUGCUAGCCUUCAUCAUCACUCUUUGUGUGCUUUGCUACCUGUUCAUCGCCACGAAACCCAGAGGGUUGGACAACGGACUGCCUCUAAGAGCACCAGGAUCUGGGGCCAGUCCUCAGGAGGGUCCGAGCCAAGUCAGCGUGCCGUCGGGACCGCAAGGUUUCCGCAAGCAUUUCCUAAGAGGCAAACUAGACUGUGACAACCAGCCGCCGGAUCCGGACCGGCUUUUCCAGCGCUGCUUCAUGGCUACGGUCACCACCAUCAAUGUAGAGGGACCGUCAUAAAGCCCUGGAGCUGAACAACAUCCCCCAGGAGUCCUUUCAGCCAAUCAUCAUGCGACUGAUGGAACAUUUUCAACCAUUCUGCUUUGAGGUUUUGGAUGCUGUAUCACAAACUGAAUCAAAUUAUUGAUCUAAAUCAUCAUUUUAAUUCAACCUCAAACCGUAUGCUUCUCGUAUACUCAUUAGAGCUGCACACAGGCUCUUUGGAUUUGUUUUUGAGGCAAGAAACUAAUUAAACCAUUAACAUUCAUCAAGACUUCAGUGUCAGUAUUCAGAACGGUAAUUGCUGCUUUAAAGAAAUAAUUAUGCUUUUUUAGUGUCCGCAGCUGAACCAAAGACACAAUUGAACUCAAAGAGUUUGUUGUUCCCGAAUACUGAGAAUUACUGUCUCUCAAACUGAGCGUUUACACCAGCACGUUCCUCCUUGGCCUCCGUACUAAUGGUGUCUUUAUAACAUCUUUGAGUGCCGUUUGAACAAUCUAGGGUUCAUCUCCUUCAGGAGUCGGUCAUUCGCCUGUUUGAGACGCGCUAUGUGCCUUCAAAGGCACUUUUCAGAAAGUUGAAGCUUUCAAAACCAACAAAUUAGUGCUGUCAAAUCAACUACCGGCAAUCACGAGUGAUCAUAUACUAAACUCACACAUAUAUUAUUUUAAUCCAUUUGAUAUUUGACUAUACUACAGCAAGUACAAUUCUCAUUUAAUCUCAUUAAAUAUCAAAUGCAAUGUUAUCUAACAUAACAGGGGCUGAAAGUAGCUAGUAUUAAACACAAACACUCCCUAAAAUGAUGAAUUUGGCCAGUCCCACAUGCUUUGCCUUGAAACCAAUUAGGAUUAUGCAAAAGGGACGACAUUUUUAUACACAGCUAAUCUGUUGAAUUAAUAUUGAAAUUAACUGUAAAGAUGACCGGUAGCCGUGCAUUUAACAGUGUCUGUAAUGCACAUCCCUGUUGCUGCUGAUUUUGCUGAAGAUUCCUUAAAAUUAUGGCACCCAGGAAGUGACAUCAUAUGGCGCGACUAAACUUUUUAAGAUUUGUAAAUAAUUUAAUUCCGAAGUUCCGAAGAAUUACCAAAGUUAUAAAAAGAAAACAAUCAAACAACAACUUACGUUUACGUUUUUAUUUUUAAAUCUUUUGUUUAUCAACUUAAAACAGAAUUAGGUGGUCCAUCCGUGUCAAGUAAUGUUUACAUUUUUAAUUUUAUACAUUUUAUACUGCUUUUUUUUUUUUUAUUAUUAUAUACUGUAUUUGAUUAUAUAAUUUUUUUUUUUACUUUGCAACUAUUUCAUUAUUGAUUUAUUCUAUUUAAUUUGACUGUUUACUCUCUGAUAUAAAUCAUUAUAAAUUGUCACAUCGGGGUUUUAUACGGAGGCGUAUUGCAUUCACUUGAAGAAAAAAAAAUCUACUCUGUUUUUCUGAA